GUUCAAGUUCCAGUUUUUUCCCGACUGACUAUUUUACACUGGAGCAACGUCGUCGUGGUGCACUUUUUCUGCAUUUCUUUGGUCUCAUUUAUAUGUUUAUCGCCAUUUCCAUCGUUUCCGAUGAAUUUUUCGUCCCCUCACUUAGUGUAAUUAUAGUGAAGCUAUCAAUAUCGAGCGAUGUUGCUGGUGCUACAUUUCUGGCUGCCGGUGGUUCUGCGCCUGAAUUUUUUGCCAGUUUAUUUGGUGUUUUUAUUACUCAGAAUAAUGUCGGCAUUGGGACCAUUGUUGGCAGUGCCACAUUCAAUAUUCUAUGUGUAUUGGCAUUCUGUACAUUCUUCUCACUAGAAAUACUUAAAAUUACUUGGUGGCCCAUGCUCAGAGAUAUUUUUUUCUACAUAUUAGCAUUGUUUUUACUUGUAUUGUUUUUCCUGGACGAAGAAAUUCAGUGGUACGAAGCGAUGUCACUCUUCAUUAUUUAUAUUAUUUAUGGUGUUGUUAUGAGUUAUAACAGACAGCUGCAAAAAAUUUUUAAACUUAUCCUGUACAAAACGUCGCAGCAUUUAUGGUUUCCACUUCUGAAUAAUAUAUCAAUACAAGAAGCAACACCUUCACCAUCUAUCAUUGCUGUGAAGCAAAUGAAAUCAAUUUCGAUGCAAAAUAGGGCUGCAGUGGCGAAAGUUUCCCACUCUGUAAAAGAUUCAAAUGAAUUCACUAAAAUGACAACAGCAAUAUUGCAUAAUGUGACGCAAAAAAAUUGUCAAAAUAAAAUCUCAAAUGCUAUGCCUGAGCUUCCCGGAUCGAUAACAGAAUUGAUGAAUGAAACAAAUUGUGAAAUAACUCGACAAAUCCCUAGAUAUUCUGAAAAAGUUGUUGUAUAUGAGACGUGCGCAGUAUUGAAAGAAAGCGCUAAUAAGUCGGAAAUACCGAUUAACAUCUCGUGGCCAUCUUCCACUAAAGCACGGUUAUCUUAUCUGUUUUUGGCGCCAAUUAUGCUUCCACUUUAUUACACACUUCCAGAUUCGAGAAAUUCCUCAUCCAGGAAGUAUUUUGUGAUAACUUUCAUGGGAUCAAUUUUAUGGAUUGGUUUUUUCUCAUAUUUGAUGGUUUGGUGGGCAAAGGUAAUCGGUGAAACAUUAAAUGUACCGGAUGAGAUAAUGGGUUUGACGGUGUUAGCUGCUGGCACAAGCGUAUCUGAUCUCAUUUCCAGUGUAAUCGUUGCUCGUAAAGGACUUGGUGACAUGGCUGUGUCAAGCUCCAUAGGAAGCAAUCUUUUCGACAUUUGUGUCGGAUUGCCAAUUCCUUGGUUGUUGCAAUUCGCAAUUCGUUGGCUGACCAGGCCAUCAUCAAAUUCCCGUUUGGGCACUAUACCCGUCGUUUCAAAAGGCCUUAUCUGUUCUGUUGGUCUUUUGUUUCUGAUGCUGAUUGUCUUAAUAGUUGCUGUGAAAAUCUGUCGAUGGGAAAUGAAUAAAAUAUUCGGAAUAGUGAUGAUUAUUGCUUAUCUAGCAUUUUGUUCACUUAGUGUGUUAAUAGAAUUAGGCUAUGUCAUUUGUCCACUCGCUAUUGCUUGUAAGUAA
Messenger RNA from Loa loa (African eye worm), 1574 nucleotides. RefSeq names its product K -dependent Na /Ca exchanger. Gene Ontology annotation, cellular component: membrane. NCBI's taxonomy places the organism in Eukaryota, Metazoa, Nematoda, Chromadorea, Rhabditida, Onchocercidae. The transcript has 12 exons. Gene Ontology annotation, biological process: intracellular calcium ion homeostasis; calcium ion transmembrane transport. The annotation marks the transcript as partial. Gene Ontology annotation, molecular function: calcium, potassium:sodium antiporter activity; calcium channel activity. The record is from RefSeq and is a predicted model, not a curated record.